CAACAACAUCUUGGAUUCCGUGCCGCGCUCGCUACGCAAGCGAGACCACAAUGUCCGAGCCUGUCGCGAUAGCCGAGCAAGCUCUCGGCUCUGGCCUCCCCGAUCUCACUUUCUUUAUUGAGAACUACCCUUCUGCCGCGGUCCUGCUUAACCAGGCCUGCAUUGUCCUCCUCGCGUCCGACAAGUUCUUAAAGGACUACAGUCUUCUUCCGUCCGACAUUCUCAAUCGCAGAAUCUUCGACGUCUUUGAGGAGUUCAAGCUCAUCCCGGACUCUGACACUCUUCGUUCCGUUAUUGACCUCGCCCGCGCAAGCGGAAAGGUCUACAUCACGACGGACAUUCAAGGCGAUGAUGGCAGCUUCUGGUCCGUAAGAAGCAAUCCUAUUGUUCGGGGAGGCGUCUUCAGCUAUGAACUCCUCUCCAUCCACGAGACCACGGACGAUCAUCUGGCACGCCAAGCUAUCACGGACCAGAUGGACACUGCUGAUUCCUACAAGAUCCUGGUGGAGCAGGCCAAGGACUACGCCAUGUUCAUUAUUGAUCCCAUAGGCAACGUCAAGACUUGGAACAUGGGCGCACAACUCUUGAAAGGGUACACCAAGGAGGAGGUCAUUGGAAAGCACUUCUCGAUCUUCUACCUAAAGGACGACAUCGAAGCUGGCAAGCCGCGGAAGGAGUUGGAGAUUGCUUUGCGUGAGGGUCGGGUGGAAGAUGAGUCGAGACGUGUCAAGAAGGAUGGCACCACUUUCUGGGCAAAUGUUAUCAUCACCGCCAUGUACCGCGAUGGGAAGCACAUCGGGUUCUCCAAGAUGACUCGGGAUUUGACAGAGCGAAAGGCUUCCGAAACUCGUGUCAUUGAUGCCUACAAAGAUGCCGACAAGGCCAAGUCUCAGUUCCUCGCAACCAUGUCUCAUGAGAUGAGGACUCCAUUACAUGGCCUUCUCGCCUCCCUCGAAGAAGUCUGCAUUGCCGGCAUUUCCCCUGAACAAGAAGAGCCAAUCAACGAUAUGAAAGAAUCGGGCCGCUAUCUAGGUCACGUUAUCGGCGGUAUUCUCGACUAUUCUGCUCUGGAAUCAGGUGGACUGUCCUUGAGCAUCAGUCUCGUCAAUCUCCACACCAUCGCCAACGCCGUCCUCCGCAGUCUCAAGUCUAUGGUCAAGACCGGAGUCUUAUUCCAAGCUACUUGCGACUCCGACGUUCCCGAGUCCCUUAAGGGCGAUCCCGAUCGAUACAGACAAAUCUUACAGAACAUCGCCGCAAAUGCCCUCAAAUUCACCGAGUCCGGAUUCGUCUCAAUCCACAUUAGCAUCAAGGACGAAGAUGUCACCUCCUUCACGAUCCUCACCACCGUUACCGACACUGGAAUCGGCAUCGCAGAAAAGGACGUUGGACUCCUCUUCCGAAGAUUCUCUCAAAUUGACAACUCCUCCACCAAGAAAUACCGCGGUACGGGCUUAGGCCUUAGCAUCUGCAAGAACCUCGUCGAGUUGAUGGAUGGUUCAAUCGAGUUCACCCCAAAUCCCGUAGGCCAUGGUUCUGUCUUCGAAUUCACGGUCAAGAUGCAGAGAAUCAACAUGUUGACGCCGAUGAGCGAGAGUGACGAUAUGCUCGACUCGCUCAUGCUGUCGCAUCAACCACCGUCUCCGAAGUCUGAGCUCAGAGCUUUGGCGGCGAGCAAACGUCUUCUACUUGCAGAGGACAAUCCACUGAACCAAAAAGUGGCUGUUAAGGCUUUGAAGCGACUUGGUUUCGAAUACGUUGAUACGGUUGUCAACGGAGCUGAAGCCGUUGCCAAGGCCAAGGAGAAUCGGUUGGUUUACGACGGUAUCUUGAUGGAUGUCAGCAUGCCCGUUAUGGACGGAAAGGAGGCCACGAAGGAAAUUCGGCUUGCUGGGGUCGGAACCCCAAUCAUCGCCAUGACUGCAAACGCUUUGAAGACGGACGUGGAUGAAUACUUAGCAAUUGGGAUGAACGGAUAUGUCUCCAAGCCCGUCAAUUCCGAUCUCCUAGUUGCCGCUUUGCUAAAGUGGUUGAAGUGAUAAGUGUGGAGGAAAGACUUGUAUAUUAGAUCAUAGAGCGCUGCUUUUUAAUGACUCGAGGAGCGUUGGGCGUUCAUCGAAGGUUUAAUUAGAUGCGAUGGGAGCGAAGCAAUGAUACCCGUGGACCAGAAUUGUCAAUGACCCAGCAAAG
Messenger RNA from Mollisia scopiformis, 2190 nucleotides. RefSeq lists its product as uncharacterized. Gene Ontology annotation, biological process: phosphorelay signal transduction system; protein autophosphorylation. Gene Ontology annotation, molecular function: histidine phosphotransfer kinase activity; phosphorelay sensor kinase activity. The record is from RefSeq and is a predicted model, not a curated record. Bases 51 to 2039 code for a protein of 662 amino acids. Lineage: Eukaryota; Fungi; Ascomycota; Leotiomycetes; Helotiales; Mollisiaceae. The transcript has 2 exons.